UGUCUAGGUAAGAAGAGGGCGCUCUUCCCGAAUUUUGGGGAGUCUUUUUCUCAGUAUUACGUGCACCCCUGGUUACCAACUCUCCUCAGUCGGCAUAGGCUGCAUGUGGGGGGGACGGGCUCCCACAGUCCUGCUCGGUGGAGCGGGACGUUUUCCUUCGGGGCGCGGAAGAGGGAGGGCGGAGCCCGAGUGUCUAGGCAGGCGAAGGCUUCCUGCGGUGCGGUUUCCCGGGACAGCCGCACGGAGAGACCGAAUUCGCCCCCCCGCCCUCAGGCCGCCCUGCUCCUGUCGUUUCUUUGGAUGCCAUUCCUGCUGCCCGUGGCCUCUCGCUUUCUAUCCCGAGCCCUGCUGUCCAUGGCCUCCGAAGUGCCCCCGUCCCAGCCCUCACCAGCCGCAGGCUCCGGCUAUGUUCCCGGAUCGGUCUCUGCAGCAUUUGUCACCUGCCCGAACUCGAAGGUCGCCACGGAGAUCGCCAGGGCUGUGGUGGAGAAGCGCCUGGCAGCCUGCGUGAACCUCAUCCCUCAGAUCACAUCCAUCUACGAAUGGAAAGGCAAGAUCGAGGAGGACAGUGAGGUGCUGAUGAUGAUCAAGACUCAGAGUUCCUUGGUCCCAGCUCUGACAGAAUUUGUCCGUUCCGUACACCCGUAUGAAGUGGCAGAGGUGAUCGCGCUGCCUGUGGAGCAGGGGAACUCCCCGUACCUGCAGUGGGUGCAGCAGGUCACAGAGUCCAGCUCCGACUCCAGCACCAUCCAGCCGUGAUCACCUCCCAGAUUCCCGUGCUCUCUGCCUUCCAGGUGAUAACUGGGCCCCCAAUAAAUCCUGUCUUUGGUUCUC
Molecule: messenger RNA, 834 nt
Organism: Ochotona princeps (American pika)
Lineage: Eukaryota; Metazoa; Chordata; Mammalia; Lagomorpha; Ochotonidae
Gene: CUTA
Product: cutA divalent cation tolerance homolog
Exons: 6
Coding region: 301-759 (152 amino acids)
Biological process (GO): response to metal ion
Molecular function (GO): copper ion binding
Source: RefSeq, a predicted model, not a curated record